CAGAUUUCAACUCCCUGGUAAAAGAUGUCUUGUCUUAGCCGUAAUAACGGAGAAUUCGAUUGUAACGGACCCCUCAUAUUAACACCAUCAAAAUCAUCAAAUGCGGGGAAAUUUUAUUUAACUUGCUCAUCUACAGAGGAAAACCACGAUUGUGUUUGUUCACCAACGCGGGAUUUCAAUGUCACAACCUGCGUACCACGACAAACAGACUCAACGGCAUGUUCAGGUGUUGCAAGUAACACUGCAAAUCCAUGUACGAUAACGUGGAAAGGAGAUUAUACUGAUUUUGUGGACGUCCUACCUCUAUCGUGUGAGAGAGUUUUAGUUUCACCCUCGUGCAAAACCAGAUGUCAACAGAAGAAGAAUGGCACAGUACAAUGCAAAGGAACAAUAAUUUGCAGUGCCUCACCAGGUCCCACCUGUUAGGACAACUCCCGGAAAUGUGUGUAGUCACCUAUCAAGGUAUUACGUGCUUUGAUAAGAUAAAAUUGCUUUACUAAAUGAGGAGUAGACAUUCCCAAGGGUUAUGAAUGUGUC
Molecule: messenger RNA, 537 nt
Organism: Mizuhopecten yessoensis (Yesso scallop)
Lineage: Eukaryota; Metazoa; Mollusca; Bivalvia; Pectinida; Pectinidae
Exons: 4
Coding region: 25-426 (133 amino acids)
Source: RefSeq, a predicted model, not a curated record